This is a messenger RNA of Boeremia exigua, 312 nucleotides long. RefSeq lists its product as uncharacterized. The transcript is spliced from 4 exons. Bases 1 to 312 code for a protein of 103 amino acids. The record is from RefSeq and is a predicted model, not a curated record. Lineage: Eukaryota; Fungi; Ascomycota; Dothideomycetes; Pleosporales; Didymellaceae.
AUGGGUGUUCCCUUCGAGGCCUUGCUGCCAUAUGCAAUUAUGACCGGUUUCUUCGCAUUUAGCGCCGUGUCCGUUGGAAAGCUCAAGGAGAUGCAGAACGGAGGAAAGAAGACUAGGCGAGGCAUUGACGCCUGGGACAGGUACGAUCUUCCUAUGAUGACCUCAUGCUGGAGACUACAUACUGAUGAUACCGCAGUGAUGGAGCGCGACCGCCGCCUGACCGGUUUCGCGCGAGGACAGACCGACAAAGCCGAGGCGCCGGCUGGCUUCGAGCUCAACAACCCAUGGAGGUGUGAGCAGCGGUUCAUCUAA